Salmo salar (Atlantic salmon) is the source of this 3462-nucleotide messenger RNA. RefSeq lists its product as uncharacterized. Gene Ontology annotation, molecular function: DNA-binding transcription factor activity, RNA polymerase II-specific; translation regulator activity; protein binding. Gene Ontology annotation, biological process: humoral immune response; regulation of transcription by RNA polymerase II. Gene Ontology annotation, cellular component: nucleus; cytoplasm. NCBI's taxonomy places the organism in Eukaryota, Metazoa, Chordata, Actinopteri, Salmoniformes, Salmonidae. The record is from RefSeq and is a predicted model, not a curated record.
UGAACACUUUCACUUUCCAAACAUCACUUGAAGUGUACUUCCGUGCUUGCGGGACAUCUAUUUCAUCUUCGAAAAUAACUUGAAUAACAACUUGUUGGCCUACAGUUGAAAACGUUUUCAUUACGUCCUCUCCGUCCUUCGUCCAAACGCGCGUCUAUCGGUAUGUGCACUCGUCUGAAUGAAUCAAUCCGCUCGGGGCCUGUAUUGAAAUGUAAAUAGUCUACAUAAUGUCAAUCAAACUUUAAUGUAUCAGUAUAUAUAUAUAUAUAUAUAUACAACCCAAUAUGAACCGGAUCGUUCAUUAUUCAACUAUUAAUAAUAUUCAGUGACCUGGUAAAUAUUGGAUUUUUUCGACAAAGAAAACUGUAUUGAAGAGUUGCAGUUGCGUCUGCGCCAAUGGACCAGUUACAUUUGACAGAUGAGGAGUUACUGCGGUUUUUCCGCUGUAGUAAAACAGAGAUGUCGUGCAUGGAGCAACCACACACCUUUCUUAACCAGCUCCGAGACCACCACCUCAUUCCGGAAGAAAUGUACAAGAAGCUGAUUCCGAUGAGGAGUAAGGAGCUGAGGGAGAAGGGUGUGUACCAGGUGUUGGACUGGGUGGAGGCAGAGAGGCCCGACAGCAUCAAGGUGUUCUGGAACUGUGUGUUCAGGGACCACCUCCUGCAGCAGUACCCCACGUUACGCCUGCUCCGAAACCGCCUGCUGGAUGGGUCGUUCACAUUCUAUGAGAAACUGCCAAAGAAGGUGGAGAAGGAAGAGGAGGAGGAGGAUAAGAAGAAGGCUUCAGAAGAAGGAGAAGAGGAGGAGGAGAAAGAAGAGGAGAAAGAAGAGAAGACAAGAAGGAAAAAUAGUAAACAGAAAGAGAGAAGUGAGAGUGCUGAGGAGGAGCAGCCCAGCACGUCCACCCAGUCCAACCCCAGUCAGAAGAGGAAAGUCCAGAGGCCGACCCACUGUUUACGUUUCAGGAAGGGGGAGAAAGAUGACAUCUGGACCUGGCCCAUCUACAAGACCCAGCUCCCAGUCACCUGUGGGGUCAAAGAAGGCAUUCUCAUCAGGAACAAGCUGGCCAAAGGGGAGAGGUGCAUUGUGGUCCAGGGUCGCUGGUUCACUCCAAGUGGCUUUGAGGAGUUUGGGGGGAAGAAGAGCAGUAACAACUGGAAGUACAGUAUCUGCUGUAGAAACACCACUCUGGGAAAACUGAUCCAGGAAGGCCAUUUAACUUCACCAGACUUUAAAAGAAGAAAGAGUGCACAGGCCAAGAGAGCACUGUUUCCCUCCAACCAAUCAGCGGGCUCAAUCACAGAAUCUGAGGAGGAUGAUGAAGAGGAAGAAGAGGAAGAAGAAGCUGAGCAGGAAAGAGAUGAAGGAGAGAAAGGAGAGCAGGCAAACACUGCUGGAGAGAGCAGUACAGGAGGUAGCCAUUGUGGUGUGGAAAAGUUUGUCUUCAAAGUCACCUGUGGAGCCAAAAAUGGAAUGCUACAUAAGGAUCGGUUUGCAUCAGGGUUGUGUGGAAAGAGCAUCCGUACGGACCAGCGCUGGAUGACCCCGGUGGAGUUUGUGACGGUGGGGUCAGCUCUGGAAGAUCCCUCCUGGAAGAACGACAUCCAGUGGGACGGGAAACCACUCAGCCUCCUCAUCGAGAGAAAGAUCUUGGUCAUUCACUCUCUCCUGUGUAAGUGCAACCUGUGCAGCUCCACGGCCAAAGACAGGCAUGAUCAAGAUAACGAUGACGACUGCUUCAUCUGUAGAAGCCAGGGCAGCUUGAUAUGCUGUGAUGAGUGUCCUCGCUCCUUCCAUCAGAGAUGUCAUCUUCCUAAUGUGGAUGAUGCUAUGCUGGGGGAUAAACUUCUGUGGGUGUGUACAUUCUGUGUACUGAGGACCAGUCAGUCGUGGCGCUACCCCAGUCAACAGACUUACCAGGAGGCCUUAACCUGCCAAAUCUCUGACCACCUACUGGAAUGCCAGUACCUUCUGUUAUGUCUGUACAAUGCGGACGAGGAACACAUCGCUGUGGCAGAUCCUUGCAUCAACGUGAGAAACUACUCCAGUGUGAUAAAGACCCCUAUAUGGCUGGACAGGGUUGUGGAGAAGCUGCAGCAGAAUCUCUACCAAACAGUGCAACACUUUGUGUCUGAUGUGUUCCUUAUCUUCACCAACUGUGCCACAUUUAACAGGGAUAAUGCAGAGUUCUGUGGAAUGGGCGAAAGAUUGAAGGAUCUAUUUGAGAGAGAGUUCAAGAGUAUAUUCAGUAUCCAACUUCAGCAUCCAACUGCAUCCAACAGCCAGUAGAGCCUUCAUCAAGUCUGUACUGUUAUCUCACUAUGAGACAACAGGGAAUAUUCACCAUGCAAUGGUCUUUCUAUACAGCCUUCAUACAGACAUGUACACCAAGUUGUACAGAUCUUAUUUUCCAUGCAUGUACAUUAUUAUCCAUCUAGUCCUUUCAUGAAUUUCUUUCAUUCGUUCUAGCAGUCAAAAUGGGUGUGUGAUAAUAAUUGAAAUAGAAUGAUGGUGAUAACAUUGCAUUUCACACAGUAAAUGUUGCUUUCCUAACUUCUCAUGCAAGAGCCUUAGAAGUCCUUACCUUCCAGGAUUCUUACUUCUGGUUAGGCCUUACUAGAUUUAUGUUCAGGGAUUCUGUCGAAAAUAAACUCAUGAAUUUCUAAAACACUGUACAACAUACCAGAGGUGUUGACUCGAGUCACAUGACUUGGACUCAAGUCAGACUCGAGUCACAAAUAUGAUGACUUGCAACUCGACUUUGACUUUAACACCAAUGACUCGAGACUUGACUUGGACUUGAGAAUUAUGACUCGACCUGACUUGAUACCCUCCCCAAGCCCAAAUAUUAAAAAUGAUGCUAUUAAAAAAACUGUGCAGCACAUCAACUCUUCAUUUAAUGAAUUACAGUUUGAAUCGGAUAGCAGCCAAUCAAAUUGUGCCAGCUGCGAAAAAGUUGUGCGUGGCAGUGCAGAGGAACGUCGACAGGUGAAUUCAGAUGGAGCCCUUGGAAAGAUGAUACCCAAAAUUAUUAUUUUCGGAUAUAAAGACAACGCUGUAUUGUUAUGGUUGAACUGGCUAUUUGUUUGCAUAACCUAUAUAAUAUACCAGGGAAGCUAUUGCUACAAUAUUAAGUAUAUAAACUACGGAUAAGUCAACUGCUGAAGACAAGAACUACACCCGGCAACAGGAAGUGCGUCACGAGGCUGGGACCAGCCUGCAUGCCAACGAUAGGAUGAAUAAGUUUAAACCACGCUCAUCCUCCCUCUGACAGGCCAGCAUUGAGCGGGAACUAUCUCUGUCAGAGUAUAUAAGGGAGAACAAAAGGAUGUGACGUUCUCUUCGCUGUUUUGCCCUGCGUGGUGUUACAGUGAGACCGUAUAUACGAACAUCAUAUUUUCCAUUUGUACUAUCAUUCUAUUUGCUUAAAGAUGAAUUAAAUAAUCAUUGCAAAACUAA